Messenger RNA from Thlaspi arvense, 5763 nucleotides. The record is from the annotation of a GenBank genome assembly. Lineage: Eukaryota; Viridiplantae; Streptophyta; Magnoliopsida; Brassicales; Brassicaceae.
GUGAUUCGUGAUCCUUCGAUCGGAUUAGGGUUUGAUUUUCUGAUCUGUUUCGCUUUUUUUUCCUUUCUUCAGUUUUCGAUUGCAGCGAUCAAUGAUACGGAGUCCAAAGAGAAGUGGGAGCCUUUAGCUCCUAGUAAAGAAGCUCAGGAGUUUCAUCUCUCGCAAACAUAUCACGAUGGUCUUCUCAAGCUGCAAGCCAAAGACUACGAGAAGGCUCGAGAGCUGCUAGAGUCUAUCCUUAAGGAUCCUAUAAUAGCUAACUCCGAAGUGAAGACUAUUGCAAACGACAAUCAUCUCCAUCAUCUCAGAUUUUUGGCCCUGAAGAAUCUGGCCACUGUAUUUCUUGAGCUAGGUUCAAGUCAUUACGAGAAUGCUCUAAACUGCUAUCUUCAAGCUAUAGACAUAGAUGCAAAGGAUUCUGUGCUGUGGAACCAUCUUGGAACCCUAUCAUGUUCUAUGGGGUUACUGAGUAUUUCACGGUGGGCAUUUGAACAGGGACUUCUCUGCAGCCCCAAUAAUUGGAACUGCAUGGAGAAACUUCUAGAAGUUCUCAUUGCCAUAGGUGAUGAAGUUUCCUGUCUUUCAGUUGCAAAUCUGAUUUUGAGGCAUUGGCCAUCGCAUUCUCGAGCUUUGCAUGUUAAACAUUCUAUCGAAGAAACAGAUUCAGCUCCUUUUGCGCCCAAGGGUAUAGAUAAGCUUAAACCUCAGCAUGUUCGGCUCAAAUUUCUUGGCAAAAGAAAGGUGUCUGACAAUAACCAGGAUAAGAAUGUUGCUUCCAAGAAGUUGAAAAAAAGAGUGCAAGUUAAGCUUCCUGAAGCGUCAUGGGUGGCACUAUUAGAUACUUUACUUGGGAUAGUGCAUCCUUCGUGUGAAACUGUGGGCAUAUCAGCUGAUAUACCAAUAACCAUUGAAUUAGCUCCUAGUGCAGAAGCUGUAAUGCAGGGUCCGGAAAAGAAGGAUCAUUGUGUGGAAUCAGACUCAAGUAUUGUGUCUGAUAAGGAUUGCAACAUCGAAAGAGAAAGUGGUGGUGAGGUUAAGGAAAAAGAGACUGCGUUCUCUGAAGAACAUCCCCAAGAGAGGCGGAGUACUCGUCUUGAGCGGCUUCGGAACCAGAAACCUGAGAAGGAAGACUUAGAAUUUGAUAAUAGCAAGGAUCCUAGCAGUGACAUCCUUCAAUAUCUUGAGACGUUUGUGCUUGGAAGGGGAUUCAGCAGAGUUUCUUCUGGUUCUUUCUGCCUUGACGAAACCGAUCCAAUAUCUGAACAUGCUGUCGUUUCUAAUUUUGUGAAGGAAACUUCAGAAAAUUAUGGUGCUUAUCAUAUGGGUCACUUGCUUCUGGAGUAUAUUGCUAGUAAAUGUGAACAUCUAUUGAGUCGUGAUGCUGCCUUGAAAAUUUUGGAGUUAGAAAAGCUCACUAGACAUUGGGGCCGAGAUCGGAAACCUGAUUGCAGUCUUUUUCUCGCGGAGCUGUACUAUGAUCUUGAGUCGGAACGACCAGAUAUUCCUGAUUGCUCAUCAUGCAUGGUAGAAGUAACGUACCAUCUCUCGAAGAUUAUUGAAUCUGUUUCCCUUGAUUAUGCUAUCGAAUCUACACCUAUUUCUUGGGAAGGAAGUUUUUCUGACUCCUCAUUAAAGAGUUUUCAAGGUGAUCAGACAGCUAUGGAGAUGUUAGAUUAUAAUAAAAGAUCCUUCUGGGUUAGAUAUUUCUGGCUGAGUGCACGGUUAUCAAUUUUGGAGGAUAAUAAAGCCAAAGCCCUUGAAGAAUUUUUUAGGUGUUUGUCAUUGUUAGACAAGAAAGGUAUUGGAGAAUCUCCUGUCUUAAUUCAGCGGCCUCAUUGCAGAAGCAUCCGAGAGCUGAACAUCAACGGAAUCAUCCAUGAGAUAAAUCUGCUUAAGAUUGAUUUCUUGUUGGAAAAGACCAUACCUGAGAUGAUGGAGAAAGAAUUAUAUUCGGAGUGUGUCAAUUUACUUGCAUCACUUUUAUUUCCAAAUAGAGAAAUUUGGCCUGCAUCCUCUGUGAAAACGGAAGAAGGGAUCUCCUCUACGGAGUUAUCAGCACUUGAUGUUUUGAUUAAAGCAUGCCAGAAGAGUGAGCCUAUAGAUGUGGAGGUUUAUAUGAACUGUCAUAGAAGAAAGUUGCAAGUUCUCUUAGAAUCAACUAGUACGGGGGAAUCUGUUGUGUCACCUAAAACCUCAGAUAAAAAUUCGAGUGAGAGUUGGAAUCACUCGGUGGCGGAGGAAGUCAAGGCAAUUCUUCUUUGUAUCUCCCAAGUGAAGAACUUCCUUGACCAGUCAGAAAACUCUAAUGGCAUGGUUGCCCCGAGAGAUUGUGUAGCUGGUAUACAAUCUUUGCUUUUGACAGUCAUGUCAUAUAUCGUGAGGCAUUUUCUUUCUAAGAGAUGUUCAGAUUCUCAAAAUGCUGACGGGAUUGAAGAAGAGCAGAAAUCUUGCUUUCUCGAUGCAGCUAUUGGAUUCUGUAAACUUCAACACCUUGAUUCUACCGUGUCUACUAAAUACCAAGUUGAGUUGAUUAUAGGUCUCCAUGAUUUGCUUGCUGAAUAUGGGCUUUGCUGUGCUGGUAAAAAUUGUGCCGGGGAGGAAGGAGCGUUUCUUAGAUUUGCAAUUAAGCAUUUAUUGGCUGUGGACAUGAAAGUCAAAUCCAGUAUCAACCCCCCAGAUGGCCUUGAACAUGAUUCGGUAUUGCCUGGAAAGUUAUGCAGAGAUGAAAUAAAAUCAUAUGUCAUGGAUGUGCAUGUUGAGGAAAACGAAAACACCAAAACUGAUUCUGAGAAGGAUGGUGCUGGAGAAAAAGUUGGUUAUAGAGAAAAAGAACAGUCAGAACAAGAAAGUAAACAGAUUCUGGAACACACAGAAGAAGUUGCCGAAGAAGAAAAAGAUGAACUUGAGUUGCUAAUCAAUAACGCUUUAGAUCAAUGCUUUUUCUGUCUGUAUGGUCUGAAUCUUAGAGUCGAUGGUUCCUACGAAGAUGAGCUUGCUGUGCACAAAAACACAAGCCGGGGAGAUUACCAGACGAAGGAACAAUGUGUUGAUGUUUUCCAGUACAUACUACCCUAUGCUAAGGCUUCCUCUAGAACUGGACUCGUUAAACUCCGGAGAGUCUUGAGAGCAAUAAAAAGGCAUUUUUCACAACCGCCAGAUGACCUCCUAGUUGCCAAUGUGAUAGAUAAAUUCUUAGAUGACCCUGAAUUAUGUGAAGACAAACUCUCAUACGAGGCUGGUUCUGAAGGUUUCCUUGAAACCAUAACUAAAUGUAUAAUUCCCAACAGAACUCUCGGCGAGUACAAGGUAUCACUGCUCCACAGUUCGGACCCCUAUUUGGAUGUCUACCGCAACUUGUACUAUUUCUUAGCUCAGUCUGAGGAAGUUAGUGCUAGUGAUAAAUGGCCCGGCUUUGUUCUUACUAAGGAAGGAGAAGAGUUUGUACAGCAAAAUGCAAAUCUGUUCAAAUAUGAUCUGCUCUACAAUCCUCUGCGCUUUGAGAGUUGGGAAAAGCUUGGCAAUAUUUACGACGAGGCAAUUAUAAGCUACUAUUUGGGGAUGAGUUUUAACCCUAGAAUUAAGAGAGAGGGGCUUUGUGAAGUAGAUCUGUUGCUAAAUGAUGGGAGUAAGCACAUAAAUGUUGUAGGAUGGAGGAAGAAUGCCGCUCUUUCACAAAGAGUUGAAACAAGCAGAAGAAGAAGCAGACGUUGCCUGCUAAUGAGUUUGGCGUUGGCAAAUUCACCAGAUCAACAGUCUGAGAUACAUGAGCUGUUGGCGCUUGUUUACUAUGACAGCCUUCAGAGUGUUGUGCCGUUUUAUGACCAGCGGUCUGUGCUACCCUCCAAGGAUGCAACGUGGACAAGAUUUUGUGAGAACUCAAUGAAGCAUUUCAAGAAAGCCUUUGCGCAUAGACAAGAUUGGUCACAUGCAUUCUACAUGGGAAAACUCAGUGAGAAGCUUGGGCAGUCGUAUGAAAUUUCUUUAUCCUAUUAUGAGCAAGCCAUGACGUUGAAUCCGUCUGCCGUAGAUCCUGUGUAUAGAAUGCAUGCUUCUCGUUUAAAGCUUCUAAAUGAUUGUGGGAAACAGAACUUAGAGGCCUUAAAGGUCCUCGCCUCUUAUUGCUUUGAUGAAUCUAUAAAGGAUACUGCUAUGGCAAUCAUUAAUACAACGAAUUUUGGAUCCUCCCGUACACCGGAAGAAGCUCAGGAUGGAAACUUGGAAGCUAGCUAUGCUACAACUAGAGAGGGAUCGAUUCAGAUGGAAGGGAUAUGGCAUAUGCUGUACAACGACAGCCUUUCUGCACUGGGAAUAUGUGUAGAAGGAGAUCUUAAACAUUUUCAUAAGGCGAGAUACAUGCUUGCCCAAGGGCUCUAUAGAAGGGGUGGGAGCAGUGAUCUGCAAAGAGCAAAAGAAGAACUUGCUUUUUGUUUUAAAUCAUCCCGGUCAAGUUUUACGAUCAAUAUGUGGGAGAUUGAUGGCAUGCUUAAAAAGGGAAGGCGGAAGACUCCAGGUGUGGCUGGGAACAAGAAGGCCCUUGAAGUUAACCUGCCAGAAAGCUCACGGAAAUUCAUUACUUGCAUCCGCAAAUACUUACUGUUCUAUUUGAGAUUAUUGGAGGAAACUGGAGAUGUCAACACACUAGAACGAGCCUUUAAUUCUCUUCGAUCAGAUAAGAGGUUCUCUCUAUGCAUUGAAGACCUUGUACCAGUUGCAAUAGGAAGAUAUAUAAAUGCACUGGUGUCCUCGAUGAGUCAGGUUGAGUCUGCAGGAGCGAAAAUCAACCGUGAUAGUCAGUUAGAGAAAAUAUUUUCCCUCUUUAUAGAACAAGGAAGCAUAUGGCCAGACAUAUGCAACUUUCCUGAAACAAGAGGUCCAGAAACCUCAGAGAACAGCUUAUGCAGAUUUCUACACCAAUACAUCGUGUCGCUUGAAUUAGACAACAAAGUUGAGACCCUGGAAGCCAUAAAUGAUAAGAUUCGGAAGCGUUUCAAGAAUCCAAAGUUGUCUAACAGUUUUUCGGCUAAAGUUGGGAGACAUGCUUCUCUUGCUUGGUGUCGAGCUCUGAUAAUAAGCUUGGCAUCGAUAACCCCACUGCAGCAAGAAUCCUCGGCGGAAAGUGAAGCAAUAUAUCCAUCAUCUGGUUUUCUGGAAAACAGACGGGUGCUCUGUGUUGACCUCCAGUCAGAACUCUGGAAUUCUUCGUUCGAGGAUCCCUCAGAAUCCCAGCUGCUUGAAGAAAAAUGGCGCCCUCUUCUGCUCAAGAUCAAGAACGUACCGAUUUACAAUAGAGUCGCGGAGGAGAAUCUGGAGAUGGCUAAUUCUCUACUCAAAAGUUGUUACAAUUUCUUCCGAGAAACUGCUUCAGUUACACUUCCUUCUGAAAUCAACCUCUGUUCUGCACUGCCUCAGCUAGCAAUAGCUGGGAAACUUCUUCCAGGCACCGAAGGAGUUGAAGUCAUUGAUGUAAGCAUCCCAAGGAAGCUUCUUAUGUGGGCUUACACGCUGUUUCAUGGACAUUGUGGAAGCAUCUCUCAAGUCGUGAAAUAUAUGGAAGAAAAUACCAAGCCAAAAAUGAAGAGAGGAGCCUCAACUUCAUCAGUGGUUCCUUCGGUUCAAUCAGGUCAGUCUUUUGCUAUAUGCUCACAAGAAAUAAGGCCAAGUGGUGGAAACAAUGAAGCGGAAGCUGCUCCGAAGCUUGUGCAGGUGAUCGCAUCCGAUUCAGUGGGUGGGGAUAGUUGUGGCUCCACAUCUGCUCAAUUGUAA